UAUUUUUUGUUUUGUUACUGCCGGAUAAGUUAACAUUUUACGACAUAUUUGGAUUAUUUGUGCCAAUAUAAAAGUUGUAAACAAUAAUCUGACGUUCAAACCAACUAUUAAAUAAAUAAUUAUGUCGGCAGUUUAAGUAUAUUACUGAAUUAUAAUGACUUUAGCACAUCGUGCAUUGUUUACUUGGUUCAUUGUGCUUGUCUUCCUCAUCUUGUUAUGUCUACGCUUGGAUCCACGAACGCAUUGGAGUUGGUUUGUUACCUUCAUUCCGUUAUGGGUAUUCGACGGAAUAUUAAUAAUUUACGUGGUUAUUAAGAUUAUACGCAAAUGGAGAAAUUUAAAACGACUCAAAGAGUUGCUUAUCUAUUACCAGUGGUACAUUUGUGGUGUGCUGUUGAAGAUCGCUUCACAGCUAAUGAUCUGUCUUCGUUUAGAAUAUCCGCAAUGGGAGAUAUCAAUAUUUGUAACAAUGAUACCUAUAUGGAUUUUGCUUUCUGCAUCAAUUGUUUACGUAUUUGGGAGACUAAACAAAAUUGAAUCUUGGUGAAAAACAAUAGAUUUAUUUUUUUUUUUUUAAUUAUAUAUUUAAAAAUGUAAAUUUAUAUAUGUAUUUACUAAAUAUAGGUAAGAAUAAAAGAACACACACUAAAAGCCGUA
Molecule: messenger RNA, 657 nt
Organism: Zeugodacus cucurbitae (melon fly)
Lineage: Eukaryota; Metazoa; Arthropoda; Insecta; Diptera; Tephritidae
Product: transmembrane protein 60
Exons: 1
Coding region: 155-547 (130 amino acids)
Source: RefSeq, a predicted model, not a curated record